GCGCGGCGCCGGCGGGCGCGCUCAGUAUGUGUCAUGCUUGGCGAGCGCGCGAGUUAUCCGUGAUGGCGGCACGAGUGCGGUUGAAGAUGCGCCGCGGCACCGGCGUGUCGCCGCUCGCCGUUCUGCUCGCGAUGUGCGCUGUGCUGAAUCUUGUGAGUGGGAUGUUCGAGCAUCGGCACUGCGACCACCAGCAUCCGCGGGCGCACGAGAUAAUUCACGGCGUGCACAUCGAGCCAGCGCACGAAGUAAAAAAACGUAGCAUCAGUCAACCAGUACGAAUUCUACUAUCCUAUGAUGAGAGCGUCUUUAGGCUGGACGACGAGAAGCUGGAUCUCAUUAACAAUACCAUUUUACCCGAGGCUGUGCACUUUUGGGAACGAGCGUUAAUGGUACGAGAGACGAAGAGUACUAUAAGAUUGAACAGGAAAUGCGAGAGUAGUCAAGUUUUUGUCAAGGACCACCACACACACUGUAUAGAUACUUGCCGUCCUGUUACUAUGUGCGGUGAAGUACGCGUCCCGGAGGACCAUCUUGACGUUUGUAGAACAUGCAACGCGACAGGACACAAUUGCGGAAUAGCUGAAGGAAGUAGGGCUGGUCCAGGAAUCGACGGUGCCGAUUUCGUCUUUUACGUAUCCGCCAUGCAGACUGAGAGAUGUCAUAAGGGUUUAACGGUAGCUUAUGCCGCUCAUUGUCAACAAGAAGCAGCAUUGGAUCGGCCAAUAGCUGGUCAUGCCAACUUAUGCCCGGGAAGCAUCAGCACGAAACCACAGGAGUUGGAAACAUUGCUCAGCACCGUUAAACACGAGAUCCUGCAUGCUUUAGGAUUUUCUGUGAGCUUAUACGCUUUCUACAGAGACGAGAAUGGUGAGCCCAGAACGCCCAGAAGAAGCGAUACCGGAAAACCACCUCUUAAUGAAAAGUUACAAACGCACCAGUGGAGCGAGAACACGAUCAAAACCGUGGUCAGGCCUCGCUGGCAAGUGCAUGGCGGUUACGUGGAGAGGACCAUGCAAAUGAUAGUCACGCCUCGAGUCCGCGCCGAGGUUCAAGCGCACUUCAAUUGCCCGGAACUCGAGGGUGCGGAAUUGGAAGACCAGGGUGAGGAUGGCACAGCCCUUACACAUUGGGAGAAGCGCGUAUUCGAGAACGAAGCCAUGACAGGAACGCACACGCAAAAUCCAGUUUACUCGAGGAUAACGCUCGCUCUUAUGGAAGAUACUGGUUGGUAUAGCGCCAACUAUUCGAUGGCGCAAGAGCUAGGAUGGGGAAAAAAUCUGGGAUGCAAUUUCGCUAUGAAAUCCUGCAAGGAAUGGAUAUCCUCCAAAUCAUCUCCGUUGUCAGGAAAAUCAAUACAUCCUUUUUGCAACAAAGUGAAACAAGAUCCAUUGCAGACCGAAUGUACAGACGAUCGGAGUUCAGUGGCCUUGUGUAAUCUGGUGAAACAUCCGCAACCGCUACCUAAGAAAUAUCAAAACUUUGAUUCAAUUCCCCACGUACCAUCGGGAGAGGAACAAUACUAUGGCGGUUCGGUAUCUCUGGCGGAUUACUGUCCUUACAUACAGGAAUUCACGUGGAGAGCACGAAAUAUAGUAGUCAGGGGUUCUCAUUGUCUUUAUGAGGAGAAUAAUCCGCAUCCAGAUAAGAAUUUCGCGUUAGAGAAAUAUGGUCCUCAUUCAAGAUGUUUUGAUCAUACCAAUGAUAUGUGGGAAGAGAGAACUUGCAAACAAGCGCGUCAGUGGCAGCAUUGGGGUUCCGGCUGUUACUUGUACAAAUGCGAAGCUGGCAGAUUACACAUUAUGGUUGGUAAUUAUACAUACACUUGUUAUCAUGCUGGACAGGAACUUAUUAUAAGAAUUAUGCAGAAUGGUUGGUUGCAUAAAGGUGCUCUAAUUUGUCCCCCCUGCCGAGAUAUUUGUCAGGCGGAAUUUAAAGCACGGGACGAAUGGUGUAAAGCAGGGGACGAACAUCCACCUUCUACACAUUAUCACAAAGACUAUCUUCGCUGCGCAUCUGCAGAUAGUUUUAGUCUAAGUAUAUCAACGCUUAUUAUUGCGAUAUUAUCCUUUAUCCUUAGAUGAUAAACUAUUUGUUUUAGUUAAUGUUUUAGUAUUAUCUUAACUUUAGAUACAUAAAUAUCAUUUACUGAUAUAUCAUGUUUUGGAAAUAUUUUAUUUUUUGCGAUAAUAUCUAUUCCAGUUUUCGUUAUUGUAAGAAUAUGAUGAAUAUUGGCCGAGGUGACAAUCGUAUUUAGGCUUGUUAUUUAUACAACAAAAUAUUGGCCAAAUGAUUUAAAAGAAUAAAGAAAUCAUGGAUUGACUUUAGAUGAAAUACAUAUACACUAUUUGAAUUUAUCCGUGAUAAUAACACGACAAGAUAUUUUUAGGUGCCAAUGUUAUAUUAUAUACGCUCUCUUGAUCUAGGUUAUGUAUUUAAUCAAUUUAUCAUAAAUAUUAUUAAAUAUUUGUCUUGUUACCAUUAAUUGAUACACGAUAUAUAUUUGGUCAUUAUUUUGUGCACAAACGUUGUCUAAACAAAGAUAAAUAACUCGGUCAUCGCUCAAUUUAAGGCGGUGAAUAAAUGAUUGUACCGUAAUCGAUAAAUUGCUAAAGCUUAUCUGACUGAUGUGUGUACACACGGACUACAAUCGCUGCCGAUAUAAAAAUAACGUAAGAUUUUAUUAAUGAUAUAAAUUAAUUGUAGAAAUUAAGCCUAAAAAAUGCUAUAAUUAUCAAUAAAUUACAGUAUAAACGCAUUUUGCACAAUGUGACAGUGCAAGUAAUAAAAUUAUAGCAAGGUGUCUAUUUUAUAAAUUGUAAGAAAACUUGUUGCGAACUCUCGAAUUAUUCAAGUACUUUUAUUCAAAAUUCCAAAUAAAAUUACAGAAUUUUUAAAUGCAAUUUUG
Molecule: messenger RNA, 2905 nt
Organism: Pogonomyrmex barbatus (red harvester ant)
Lineage: Eukaryota; Metazoa; Arthropoda; Insecta; Hymenoptera; Formicidae
Gene: Invadolysin
Product: leishmanolysin-like peptidase, invadolysin
Biological process (GO): proteolysis; cell adhesion
Cellular component (GO): cytoplasm; membrane
Molecular function (GO): metalloendopeptidase activity
Source: RefSeq, a predicted model, not a curated record